UUGUGUGUUAAUGUCUUAUUUAUUUGCUGCUGACAACUUAGUAUUUAAUCAGUAUUAAAUUUCAAAAUAAAAGCCUUACUGUUAUUUGAGAAUACAGAAGUAAAAGAAGAGCAGGAACCUGUUUUCUUUUCACAGUGCAGUGUGUAUUGAUGCCAUUGCUGCCAAAAAGAGAUAUGAUACCUCUUUUUUCUUAAAGUGGAAGUUUGAAUACACAAGUACAUUACAGGUAUGCAUAAUAAUAAAUCUACAUUCAAUAUUGUGUAUUUUUACUUCUUUCUUUUUAUGUCUGAGUAUUCAAACGUAACUACAUAGAAUAGGUUUACUGUAUCUGCAUACCUGCUCCUAUCAGCAGGUGGCCUGAAGAACAGAGCGCUGGGAUUGGCCCAACCAACUUGAUCAUAUGACCUAAAGCAACAGGCUGGAAACACUGGGGCUGGAAAACACAGUGAAGUCAAGCUAGAUGCAGGCAGGUAGGACACAACCGGAAAUCAAAGGAUUUCUCUUUUUAACACGACAAAUGUGUGCGUUUCCUGCAUUUGCAUACAAUCACUGGUAUUUGUCUUCCUCCUCAUAGUGAAUUACUCUGACUGACUUGACUCCAGACAGACUCUGGUGCCAUGGAUAAUUUUUCCCGCCAAUUAUUAAAUCCGAUUCAUAUGUAAGCCUAAAGCAGGACAGUCUAAUUAACGUCUACUCUAAACUCCUGUUGAAAAACGCGAUUUAUUUCCACUUUGCCUCGUAGUAUUUGUUACAAACGUUGUGCCAGCUUGUCAACAGCUUUUAUACUGAAAGUCAUAACCGGAAGUUGUGCUAGUGAUUGAGGUGAAUUGUCGUUCAGCAUCACAUGAUAAUCUAUUCAGUAGUUUACUAGGAGAUUAUCCGGAGGUACAGUGUUUAGUGAGGAGUUGUAACCUUUUUUCUUUAAAUAGUGCGUGUCAGGACAGUUCGUUUUGAUGCGUAGCUUCACUGCGCUGCUUUCUUCUUGAUAGCGAAAGCACUUCUUUCCUACUCUGCUAUGUAGCUAGGCAGCCAGGCAGUCGGUGUCCAGGACGCGCCACUAACUUCCGAGAGAAACACUGGAAACAUUUGUAACGUCUCGGAGAAAGUCGGCGGACCAGACAGUCCAAAGCUGGAGUGACAGCUCGCUCUGACAUUUUUCAGAGCUCUCUCUAUGAAGUUGUGAAGCUUUGUGCCGAGGCAGGUUUCCACUAUGACAGAGCGGACUCCUCUUCUCCACUACCGCCUCUCCACCAGCGUCAAUGAAUCCGAGUCGCGUUCACCUCCGGCCGGGGAGACCCCGGAGCAGCAUCCGAGCAGCCCCAGGCAGAGGUCCACCCAUCAGCGGCAGCCGAAGAAACUCUCCAUUUUCUUCGGUGUAGUCAUCCCUACCUUGCUGUCAAUGUUCAGCGUGGUAGUGUUUCUCCGAAUAGGCUUUGUGGUGGGAUACUCUGGACUUUACCAAGCUAUUGCCAUGUUCCUGGUGGCCUACUUCAUCAUCAGCAUGACCGUGCUGUCAGUCUGUGCCAUCUCCACCAACGGAGCCCUGGAUGCCGGGGGAGCCUAUUACAUGAUCAGUCGAGCUCUGGGGCCAGAAUUUGGAGGCAGUAUCGGCAUCAUGUUCUUUCUGGCCAAUGUGUGUGGCUGCGCUCUCUUUGUGCUGGGUCUGGUUGAAGCCAUUGUGGCCACCUUUGGAGUGCCAGAAGACGGGACUGUGGCCACAUCUGCCUACCAGGUCCUGCCGUCAGGCUACUGGUGGUCUCUGCUUUAUGGCACAGCCAUCGCCCUGCUGUGCCUGCUGGUGUGCCUGGUGGGAGCUCACAUCUACGCCAAAGCCACCUUCCUCAUCUUCCUUGUGGUCAUGUUUGUUCUGGGAACCAUCUUCAUCAGUUUUUUUGCCGUACACCCUCACACCAUCGUCCUGCCAAGGUUUUCCAAUCCAACUGCCAAUGGAACGGGCCCCACAUUUCCCACCACAGCCAACUUCACCGGCUUCAAAUUGGACACGCUGCUUGGGAACCUGUGGGCUGAUUACACCCUUGAUUACACAACUGGAAAUAUGAUGACCUUUGCCACCGUCUUCGCUGUUAUGUUUAAUGGCUGCACAGGAAUCAUGGCUGGCUCCAACAUGUCAGGUGAAUUGAAGAAUCCUAGCUACUCCAUUCCCCGCGGCACCAUCACAGCCGUCAUCUUCACCUUCAUCAUCUACAAUCUGCUUUGCGUACUAGUGGCCUGCUCCUGUGACCGUGUGCUGCUUCAGAGGGAUUACAGUUUCCUGAGAGAAAUCAACAUCUGGCACCCAUUUGUCACCAUCGGGGUUUACUCCUCCACUCUCUCCGCUGCCAUGAGCAACCUCAUCGGAGCCUCACGCAUCCUCUACGCCCUGGCCAGGGACGACUUGUUUGGUAAGGCUCUGUCUCCGGCCAAGAAGACAUCCCACAGUGGUAACCCCUGGGUCUCCGUAAUCAUCUCCUGGUUCCUCGUGCAGCUCGUGCUGUUUUCAGGGAAGCUCAACACCAUCGCCAGUAUUGUGACCAUUUUCUUCCUGUUGGUGUACGCAGCCGUGGACUUGGCCUGCCUGGCUCUGGAAUGGGCCUCUGCACCUAAUUUCAGGCCCACCUUCCGCUACUUCACCUGGCAUACAUGCGUGUUGGGCAUCGUGGGUUGCGCUGUCAUGAUGUUCCUGAUCAACGCUAUCUACGCCUCGGCCAGCAUCGCCUUCAUGCUGCUGCUGCUUCUGCUGAUUCACUACCUGAGUCCCACCUCCAGCUGGGGCUACAUCAGCCAGGCUCUUAUUUUCCACCAGGUGCGUAAGUACUUGUUAAUGCUGGACGUGAGGAAGGACCACGUCAAGUUCUGGAGGCCUCAAGUCCUGCUGAUGGUUUCCAACCCUCGAAGCAGUGUGGGCCUCAUCACCUUCAUCAAUGACAUCAAGAAGAGCGGCCUCUACGUGCUGGGACACGUCCAGCUCGGAGAUCUCAGUACUUUACCGUCCGACCCUCUGCAGUCCCAAUAUGACUCCUGGUUGUCUCUGGUUGACCAUCUAAACAUUAAAGCUUUCGUCAACUUGACAUUGGCAGAUUCUGUGCGUCAUGGGAUCCAACAUCUCCUCUUCAUUUCUGGACUUGGUGGGAUGCGUCCUAACACCCUCGUCCUCGGUUUUUAUGACAACUGUCUGCCAAAGGACAAGCUGAUUGAUCCAUCACUGUCUACCAUCCAGUGCACUGAUUCUGGCCCCUCGCAGGACCUUGAGCAACAAUCCCCGCUCUUUCACUUUGCCUCCCUGCGAGGAUCCAGCGACAGACAGGAUUACGGUGAAUUUGGGGAUGGGAAGGUUCUAGGACCUCAGGAGUAUGUAGCGAUCAUUGCUGACGCCAUGAAGAUGCUAAAGAAUGUGGUGCUUGCCCGAUACUUCAACAACUUUGACCGGGGCCAGGUCCUCUCGUCGCCCACCUUCUCUCUAGGGAAGGGAUCUGUGUACGUUGAUGUCUGGCCGGUCAACCUCUUGCGUCCAGACAGCAGUAGCUACGUCGAUACCUGCUCUCUGUUCCUGCUACAGCUUGCGUGUAUCCUAAACAUGGUGAGGGCCUGGCGUAACGCUACGCUCCGUCUCUUCUUGUGUGUGGAGGAAGGACGAAGCGUGAGAGGCUCGGAGGAGAAGCUGGGCCAGCUGUUGAAAGAGUUGAGAAUUAAAGCUCAGGUCUAUCCUGUGCCCUGGGACCAGCAGGUGGCGCUACACUGGCAGCGCCAAGGAGAGUGGAGCAAGAAGUACUCAUCACAAUCCCCUGAUGCCACUACAGAAGAGAAUAAGCCACGAGCAGAUGAGGAAGAGGACGAAGAUUAUGUUAAUAGCUUCCCGAGCAACGCCACGCGACUGUCCGACGACUACCUGUCAGCUGUCAAUAAGCUGAUCCUGGCCGCGGCCCAGCCUGCCCCUGCUGUGCGUUUCCUGUACUUGCCCCGUCCCCCAGCUGACAUCCGCCGCUACACCACCUACUUACACCAGCUGGAGCUGCUGACCCAGGACCUGGGCCCCACGCUGCUCAUCCACGGCGUCACGCCUGUCAUCACCACUGACCUUUGAACAGUCCCUUUCCUUUAAGUGCUGGUGUCCCCACCAGCUGCUGAAGGUUCCCCCUGAAGCCGUGUUGACCACUUUUACUGCAGCAUCACUGCAGACCUCCAUCGUGACCUCUCCACCCAACAAAGGAAAAGAACACAGCCCUUGAAAUUUGACACAGACAGGGACGUCAUUGCUGACUCAUUGGUACCAUCUGCACUGCCUUGCACAAUUUUGGGGAACAUUGUCUCUGGAGAUGCAGCCUGUUUUUAGAAUAUUUAAGACCUGAUCUUAUAUUGGCCACUUGGAUUCCAAAAAAAUCCUGACUGUCUACAUGUUUAACCCUUUUUUUCUUUUUCUUGUGUUUCUUGUCAACUUGUAGUUCUGGUAUUCCAUCAAGAUCCUGAAGGCACCACGGCGUAAAACUUUUAGCUCAGCCUCACAAUUUCAGCAUGAAACAAUCACUGAGGUUGAAUGUACCAAAGUGAACUCAUCACCUUUUCAGUACAACCUGCCAAGCGUGCCUGUCAAACACAGUAUCAAACAGAAUGUAUUGUUCUUUUUGAUCAUUUGUACCCAUGUUAUAAUACCCAACAACGCUCCACGAGCUGACAACACACAGGGCAUAAUGUAGCUUGCCUCUGUCACUCCAUCAGCUAUUUCUUCCUCCAUACAGUAUCUACAGUAGAGAGAGCGGGCCAAUCACUGAUAACAUUCCAAACUGAAUUGGCAGGAUCCUCAGCUUCCCCUUGUUCCUUCUUUAAAAUGUUUUCUUGGUGUACUGCUGCUCAAAUAUCUUAAAAUGAUCAUUCCAUAUGCCGUGAGAUCAAAAAGUGCCUCUCUAGUUUGGGCUUGGACUCAUUCCAUCACAGACAGGAAGCUGGACUGCGUUACACCUUGGAGCAGUCGUGCAGGAAAUCUGCUUUUCCAUUUUAGGAGCUUACAACAAAGGAAACAUUUGAACAAUAAUAUCUGAGGUGCUACUAUGAAAGUCUUCAGAGUUUGAUUCCAUAAAUCAUUUUUGGUGGGAUCUCUUAAGGCGUUCCUCUACUUUAUAAAUGCACUUUUGUUCUUUCUGCCAAGCCGCAAGUUGUGCAUUCCUUAAACAAGUUUACAGUGCCAUUAACUUCUGUGAUGAUCCACAAGGUUUUAUUGAUUGUUUUUAUGUGUUUUAGGUACUUUUAGAAUCCUUUUUACUUACUUGUGACCAAAUUGUUUGACCGUCAUCAAUACUGAAGUGCCUAUAUGAAUUUCAAUAUUCGUCCAACUCGACAGUCAGCCUUUACCCAAAGUAUUUGUAACAUUUAAAGUGAAGCUGUGUAACUUUUGCUGAAUAGUGACCCUUUACUGGAAAUAUUUUAACAUAUAGUGUUCAAGAAGAGAAGGGAGCUGACUGAGUGUACAGCAGUAUCCAUCUACAUAAAGUAUCCAAACAUUAGCCUCUGAAAGCUGCUGGUCAUACAAGACCAAGCACUGUGCAACUGUAACAACCCCAGAGUGUUUUUAUUUGAGAAAAGGUACGUUAUAUUGCUUAUAAAUUCAACUUCUAGUCCUCAUUGUAUUACAGUGUUGUUUUUAUUCUUUGACACAGAUCGAUGUCAGCUGCAGGUUUAUUGUAAAAAUGAAUCGAAACGGUUAGCAUCUUUGAAUUUUGAGUCUCUGAAUUUUCCAGAAGUCAUUUCUUUCAGUUUGAUAUUUUCAUCCUGACAGUCAUCAACAUGCUGACUUUAAUACUGCAGGGUUCAGAUCCUGAUUUGAAGAAACUCUGGUAUUUGGAUUUGGACUUUUCUUGAUAUCCCUGUGUUUGAAGUGAGAUAUAUGUUUACUUGUGGACCAAUUGGACCCGUCCUAUUUCCAUGGAUGGGUUCUUGUUUGGACACUACACUCCUCAACAAACCAUUGACACUACACUUCUUCAGAUCUUUGUGUUGGAUUUGCUCUCAUGGGUGUGCAAAAAAAAAAAAAAGAAAUUCCACAGGACACACUCGUUUGUUGAAGAGAUGAAAUGUUAAGUGUUUGAUUUCCUGUUGAAAUCUGAAAAAAAUAUAUGUAUCCUUUACAAGAUCUACACUGAAAUGACUGCAAUAAAAGAAGUUUGUAUUACA
Larimichthys crocea (large yellow croaker) is the source of this 6162-nucleotide messenger RNA. RefSeq names its product zgc:153039. Gene Ontology annotation, cellular component: membrane. The transcript is spliced from 13 exons. The record is from RefSeq and is a predicted model, not a curated record. Gene Ontology annotation, molecular function: potassium:chloride symporter activity. NCBI's taxonomy places the organism in Eukaryota, Metazoa, Chordata, Actinopteri, Sciaenidae. Gene Ontology annotation, biological process: potassium ion homeostasis; chloride transmembrane transport; cell volume homeostasis. The coding region runs from base 1211 to 4081 and encodes 956 amino acids.